Helianthus annuus (common sunflower) is the source of this 708-nucleotide messenger RNA. Its product is annotated as eukaryotic translation initiation factor 5A. Bases 85 to 564 code for a protein of 159 amino acids. The transcript has 5 exons. The record is from RefSeq and is a predicted model, not a curated record. Gene Ontology annotation, biological process: positive regulation of translational termination; positive regulation of translational elongation. Lineage: Eukaryota; Viridiplantae; Streptophyta; Magnoliopsida; Asterales; Asteraceae. Gene Ontology annotation, molecular function: translation elongation factor activity; ribosome binding; RNA binding.
CUAAAACCUUACAUAUAACCGCUGCAACUCUCUCCCACUUGCAUCUCAUUUCGAGUUUCCUCUUCUCUUCAAUUCAACUCAAUCAUGUCAGAUGAAGAGCAUCAUUUCGAAUCAAAGGCCGAUGCCGGAGCUUCCAAAACCUACCCGCAACAAGCCGGUACUGUCCGCAAAGGCGGUCACAUUGUUAUUAAAAACAGAGCCUGCAAGGUUGUAGAAGUUUCCACCUCUAAGACUGGCAAGCACGGUCAUGCCAAGUGUCACUUUGUCGCAAUCGACAUCUUCAAUGGAAAAAAGCUUGAAGAUAUCGUCCCAUCUUCCCAUAACUGUGAUGUCCCUCAUGUUAGCCGCACUGACUACCAGCUCAUUGAUAUUUCCGAAGAUGGAUUUGUGAGUUUGCUGACCGAAAACGGUAACACCAAGGAUGACCUGAAACUGCCGACCGAUGAUACUCUCCUCACACAGAUAAAAGAUGGAUUUGCAGAGGGGAAAGAUUUGGUUGUGAGUGUGAUGUCAGCCAUGGGAGAGGAGCAGAUCUGUGCUCUCAAGGACAUUGGCCCUAAAUAAUUUUCUGUUAUAAUUUAUUUGAAAGAAAACUGUACUUUGAAUUCCUCUAGCUUGUAUGCUGAGAAUGUGACGUUUACGAGACGUUGAAAGAUUGUUGAUUCAAAACUAAAUAAGCUUAUUUUAACUUGUGGCUUGUAACUCGUU